GGUUCAAUACCAAAACAAAAAAAAAUGACAAAGAGUUUGAAUGAAUUGAGGUUAUGUUUAUGUUGUUACCGUUUUGUUAUUACACGGAAAAUGACGCGGUGAAAAUAUUUAUCAAUAUUAAUGGAUACCAAUGGAUCAAACAGACCAAACUGAUUUUAGUGAUUUACAAAAGGAGGAACGCUAUCAGAAUCUGGCGAAAAGUUUGAAAGUAACUCGUUUAAAAACAAAUGCAAAAUCACAAUUAAUUCCAUGGUCGAGUUGUUCCAGUAUAAACGGUGAUCCGUCAGAUGCGAAUUAUACAUUAGCUUCACAAUUCUCAAAGACUGGCAGUGAAAUUAUCACAUCGUCACGAAAUUUAAAAAAUCUCAUUCAUAAACGAUCGUGUUAUUCACCAAUGGCAACGUCAAGUGUCAAGAGAUUUUGUGUAAACGAAAAAAAUUCAAAUGAUAAAGAAAUUAUGCCGCCUCCAAGUUCUUAUGGAAUUCGAACACCUCUUAAGAGAACUGCUUCCGCGGAUCCUCCACAGGAACGAAGUAAAUUCUCCCGUCAAUCUACACAUGAUAACAAUCAUUUUUCUGAAGAAAAACAAACAACGCACUUUGAUUUAAAUUCGAGUAAAGAUUUCUCAGAAGGUCACGUCGGUGGUGCUUCUGAUUCACAAAGGGAGAAAAACAGCGAUCGACAUUUUCAUCGAUGGAGAGUUUUUCUCAAUGAUCGGGGAGAAUUAUUGAUUAAAGGAUUACUGAACAAUGAAAUAUGGGCUCGCAGUAAACCAGUUGCAGAAAUGCUGUCACCGACAAAAUUGAAAUCGAAAUAUCAGCACACGUACUAUCUUCACGGGAAUAUAAUCGAUGAAAAGAAUGAAUUACCAAAAUAUAUUUACCAGAAAUUCUAUAAUGGAUUUCCCGACGAUUGGCGAAAUGUUCAUGUAAUAUGGAAAAAGUUCGUCGCUCAGGGAUGCGGUGAAAAUUUUCGCUGGCCAAUGGACGUUAAUUACAGUGAUGAUGAUCUAAACAGUGAAAUAACAGAUAUUACUCAUAUGCAAAAAACAGAAAAGAAAUUCCAAGAAUUGAGUUCCAUGGAGAAAUCGACACCUCAACGAUCAUCUGGUUACAGUUCUGAUUUUCCGCAUGAAAGAGAAACAACAAAAACUAUCGAUAAAGCCCGAAAAAAUCAAUCAAUGGGAAAUAAUUUUACAGUAAUUACCGAAGAAUUCAGCGAAAAAGAAAAUAGAAGUCCACACGAAUCUCGAAAUCAGACAAAUAUGACUAUGGAUACUUCAUGUUCGGGAAAAUUAUACACAGCACUACAUUACGCUCUAAGUUUAAAAGAUAUUAUUUUCGAAAAUAAACUCACAUUCAUAACACAAAAUUUACUGCAUGAAAAAUGUCCCAAGGAAUACGUUCAAUGUGUGAGUAGAACAAUUAGAGAUUUGAAUAAUAUUCUUUCCGUUAAAAUUGGCGAUCAAGAUGAAAAUACCUUAAAAAAGUUCAUGGACAAUCUUCGCACGAAAGAUUCAGAAAAUUUUACUCCAGCUUCUUCUUUAGCACAAGACGACGAUUAUACAUCCAGAAUUGAUGAAUGCGAGGCAAAUAGUGAAAAACUCACAAAAAAUAAUUCUAACGAUAUUAAUGAGAAAUUGAUGAGACAAAUUAUAACCGAUAAAAUAGUACAAGAAAAUGAUACUGAAGGAUUGAGCAAAAAUAAAAAUAAAGAGUAUGCAUUAAAUUCCAAUAUCGAGAAGAAUUUAAAUUUAAAUUUUAAUGCUAAAACAAAAACCCAAGAAACAGAUUCCGAAAGUGAAAUAUAUGCCGGUGUGCCUAAAAUAUCGGAGAAAAUAUUACAAUCGAAAAUUUAUCACAAACGACAGAGAAGAAUUGACACUAACGGAAAAAGUAGAAUACGAAGCACUAAUAAAGAAUCUAAAAAUGAUUUACACUACGAUUCAAGUGUUAGUAUUCUCGAGGAUGAAUUUCAUAAAAAUACCACAGAUAACGAGAGGAUUGUACGAGUAGAUUCGAAGAAUUUGAAGACCACUGGAAAUCAUUCAAAAGUCGAUGAUUUCAUAAAAGAAAGAAGAGCUGAUCCACUAAGAGAAAAUCACGUUAUUGAUAAUAAUAAAAGUUCCAGUAAAAUUCCCCUUUUCUCCAAAUUGCCAAAUACAAAUAACGAUAAUAAAAAAUUAAUCGUCAAUAAGGAAAAUAUAGAAGACGAUAAUGAUACUUUUCAACGAAGAGAGGACUAUUCAGAUUCUACGCAACGUAAGGAAAUACAAAAUCAAAAACCAAUAAUUACAAAUACGGAAAAUGUGAAUUUUCAUAAUUUUAAAAAACCUCAAAAUCCAACAAUUGAACAAAAUCCACAUGUUUUGAAACAAUCUCAAGUUAGACAGAAUCAAGAAGAGAAAAUUGGGGAAAUUGGUAAAAAUUCAUCUCAAGAUACUUUUGGUUCUGUGGAGAAUCCGAAAAUUUUGACAAAUUGGAUACCACUCGUUACAUUCGUUGGUAAUAAGUGUCAACUCGUUUUUGAAGGAACUUUGUUGAACUCGGUUGGUCAAUUGAUGAAAAAGAAAUUAACUACAAGUCAAGUUGUAAAACGAAUUUCUACUUCCACGAUCGAGACAUCAGAUCAUCAAUUUUAUAAACUACUUGGGGAGAUUAGUGUCAAAAAACAUGUUGUGCCCAAGGAACUUUUGCCUCAUUGCAGAACUGGAUGCCCAGUGAACAUUGAUCAAUUUUGUUCGUCGUGGUUAAAAUUGAGAGGAGAAAAUAAUUUAGUCACGGAACGUGCACAAAACUCUGACGAUGAAAAAAAAUAUGUUCCAAUCAGUUCUCGUGGCAGGAAUAUUCGAUCUCCUAUGAAAUAUUGGUCAGGUGAGCGUAAUUGCAUGAAAGAUGGAGAUAUCGUUUACGUGUCGGGUGAUCCAAAGGAAAAAUUUGUGACUUCCACAAAUGAUAGUCCACAAAAAAAUCGGAGGUCAUCGGAACAUGUAACCACUAAUGAAACAGCCAAGGGUGUUUUGCAUUCGACAGAGAGACGUCACGCUAAAAAUAAAGUCGCUCAAAAAUUAAAAUUUGUCUCAAGCGAAAGCGAAGAAGAACAAAAAGACAAAGACAAUAACAAGCAUAAAUCUCAUUUCUAUGCAUUCAGGAAAAGACAAAAAAUUUCUUAUCAGGAUUAUGACGACGAUGAAAAUUAUCCCAUCAUUCAAAAGGGAACAGAAAAACCGAAACAAAUGCAAAGAGGAAGAAAUUCUGGACCUAUGAUUCAUUUGACUUAUGAGAAAAAAACUGGAAAAGAAGAUAUAACAUUAUCAGAUGAUCAAAUUUCGGUUAUUUGAAAAUUUUUUGCAAUUUUGAUUAAUUAAAUUUGUAAAUACAAAAUAAUAAUGAUUACAAUUAACAUUUUUUUAAGUGUUGAUUAUUUAAUUAAGUUUUCGUAAAUAUAUUAUAAAUAUGUGUAUAUUCGUUUAAUUAUAAGGAAUGUUUAAAGAAAAUUAAAUAA
Messenger RNA from Leptopilina heterotoma, 3504 nucleotides. Its product is annotated as TNF receptor-associated factor family protein DDB_G0272098-like. The transcript is spliced from 11 exons. Bases 131 to 3340 code for a protein of 1069 amino acids. NCBI's taxonomy places the organism in Eukaryota, Metazoa, Arthropoda, Insecta, Hymenoptera, Figitidae. The record is from RefSeq and is a predicted model, not a curated record.